Topomyia yanbarensis is the source of this 5097-nucleotide messenger RNA. RefSeq lists its product as uncharacterized. Bases 1 to 5097 code for a protein of 1698 amino acids. Lineage: Eukaryota; Metazoa; Arthropoda; Insecta; Diptera; Culicidae. The transcript is spliced from 4 exons. Gene Ontology annotation, molecular function: nucleic acid binding. The record is from RefSeq and is a predicted model, not a curated record. Gene Ontology annotation, biological process: DNA integration.
AUGCAAACCCAGGGCACGCCAGGCACACCAGCUGGAAGCGGUGAAUGUAACUGUGUAGCGUGCAAUGAGCCCGAUUCGGCGGGAAACAUGGUGCAAUGUGACCAUUGUAAUAGUUGGUGGCAUAUGACGUGCGCCGGAGUAACCGACUCAGUCGCAGACCGACCGUGGACAUGUCGCAGAUGUUUGCCGGAAAUCGUAUCGAUUCAAUCGAACUCUACUGUCAGGAAGCUCCGUCUCGAUCUUAAGCUCAAGCAGCUGGAGGAGCAGCGAGCCGUAGAACAAAAGUUUGUAGAUGAAAAGUAUAAGCUUCUGAAUAGCCAUCUGGAAGAACCCGACGAGUCUGCCAGUCAACGUGGAAAGGUUAGUCGAGUGGAGAAAGUCGAGCAAGUUAAGCAGUGGUUGAAAUGCAGUGCAGAUCAGACCGAAAGCGCGGAUACAGCAGCUUCAUCGAUAUUGCCGAGUGAACCACGAAAGCGAGAAGAGCGACUAUGUGAUCUGACCCGCACACAACACGUUGAUGAUCAAAACCAGGUGGCGAAACUCCGUUUACCUGAACAGCUGGAACUCUUGGCGGAACAACUGCGUCAACAGCAAACCUUCGCUGGAGAACGACGUCGGUCAUUAGAUAUGCAUCCCGAGCAGCAUAUGCAGCAGCCAGCACCCUCGUUGUGGAAAAUUUCACCAGAGUUUAACAAUAGUCGUUUGCAGAUGAAAAAGCAAACUUCUAUGUCAGGUAACGAUCAAGUUCCACACGUAAUCGAAACACUUCGUCUUUUAUACGGUCGCCCCGAGCUGCUCAUAAACGCACUGCUGGAAAAGGUUCGCGCUGUUCCUCCGCCGAAAGCAGAGAAACUAGAAUCUCUCAUCGACUUUGGAAUGGCGGUUCAAAGCCUGUGUGAUCACCUAGAAGCUGCUGAUCAACGUGCUCAUCUUUCGAACCCUUCUUUGCUCAUUGAACUAGUGGACAAGUUACCAGCGCAUGUGAAGAUGGAGUGGGCGUCACACUUGCAACGAUUUCCCGAAGUGGAUUUGAAAAUCUUUGGGGAAUUUAUGUCGGGUAUUGUACGAUCGGCCAGUCGAGUCACACUCUAUAGUGGUGGGUUCAGUCCAGAGGAAAAAUUCAAGGUAAAGAAGGGAGCAGUUCACUCGCAUGCCGAUGCCGAUGUUUCACCCGGGGUUAGCGCAAAUAUUGACAAGCCUUGUCUGGUAUGCAACCGCCUCAACCAUCGCUUGAAGGAUUGUGAUGUAUUUAAGUCGCGUAGGGUAGAAGAAAGAUGGCGUUUCGUCCAGGAUCGAGGCAUUUGUCGCAUCUGCCUGAAUUCACAUGGACGGAGAUCAUGUAGGAAUUCAAUUCGAUGUGGAGUAGGUGGAUGCCAGUUUCGUCACCAUCCUCUGUUGCAUUCAUCUCGUCCACUCUGUGCACCUACAACUGUAUCACCGGUACCCUCAGCUGAGAAUCACACGCACUCAAAUCCUUCGCAAUCCCUCUUCUUUCGCAUAGUACCCGUAACGCUGCAAGGGCAGGGUGAAGCAAUCGAAACAUUCGCCUUUCUGGACGAUGGCUCUUCACUCACUCUAAUCGAAGAGGGAUUGGUUCAGCAACUAGGUAUAGAUGGUACGGCACAACCUCUUUGUUUAAAAUGGACUGGAAAUAUGUCGAGAACAGAACAUCAAUCAAAAUUGGUACAGGUGGCCAUAUCUCGCAACGGUCAGCCGAAAAUGGUCCUACGAAAUGCUAGAACGGUGAAGUCGCUUUCGCUGCCAAACCAAAGUUUAGACUUCAAGAGUUUGUCAGAAAAAUACUUACAUUUUCGAGGCCUCUCAGUUCCCAGCUACCAGAAUGCAGUUCCCCGUAUCUUGAUAGGCCUGGACAAUCUCCGUCUGACGGUUCCGUUGAAAACGAAAGAAGGGUUUAUUGGCGAACCAGUCGCAGUAAAAACGAGGCUGGGAUGGUGCAUAUAUGGAGGGUCAGCUGUUGCUGGGAUAUCAAAGCAUUCGUUGAACUUUCAUACUUGCGAAUGUUCGAAUGAUGAAUCGUUGCACAACAUGGUGAAGGAUUACUUCUCAUUUGAAGAUGCAGGAACUAAACAAGAGUCUAUGCUUGUACCGGCGGAUGAACAAAGAGCCCUUGAAAUCCUAGAACGCACUACAAAGAAAACCGGUGAUAAAUUCGAAACGGGAUUGCUGUGGCGUUAUGAUUUUCUCGAGUUUCCCGACAGCUACAGAAUGGCGGUCAAACGACUCGAAUGUUUAGAGCGGCGCAUGGAGCGGGAUCCUACAUUGCGAGAAAAUCUUCGAGCUCAGAUUUCGAACUACAUAGAAAAGGGAUAUGCGCAUCGCGCCACCGAAGAGGAAUUGAAGAAAGCUGAUCCUAGACGGGUUUGGUAUUUACCUUUGGGGGUGGUGAUAAACCCGAAGAAGCCGAACAAGGUGCGAAUGAUCUGGGAUGCGUCUGCAAAAGUGAAUGGAGUCUCGCUCAACACAAUGCUUCUCAAGGGUCCUGAUCAGUUAGCGUCAUUACCCGCUGUGCUCUUCCGUUUUCGUCAAUUUCCCGUGGCAGUCUCGGCCGAUAUCAGAGAGAUGUUUCACCAAAUCUCUAUACGUAAGGAGGACCGUCAUGCGCAGAGGUUUCUAUGGCGAAGCGACCCGUCGCACAAACCGGAGGUGCUUUUCAUGGAUGUUGCGACAUUCGGCUCGGCUUGCUCGCCAGCAUCAGCGCAGUAUAUAAAAAAUAAGAAUGCGAUGGAGUUCGCCAGCAAAUACCCGAGGGCCGUAGAAGGGAUCACUAAAAACCACUACGUGGACGAUUUUCUCGACAGUUUCGAGAGCGAGGAGGAGGCAAAGGAGGUGUCUUGCCAAGUCAGAAUGAUCCACGCCAUAGGAGGGUUUGACAUUCGCAAUUGGCAGUCAAACAGGGAAGCGGUUUUGAAUAUACUAGGGUCAGAAACUUCGCAGGAGAACAAGAACCUGAAUCUGGAAAACGCGGAAGGAUUGGAACGGGUUUUGGGACUUCUAUGGGUUCCAAGCGAAGAGGCAUAUGCUGCUGUGGCCUAUCUCCGGACGAUUAACACCGAAGGUGAACCAGAGUGUACGCUGGUUUCGGCGAAAACAAAGGUCGCACCACUAAAACCGAUGUCGAUCCCGCGCCUAGAGCUGCAGGCGGCCGUCCUUGGAGUGCGCUUGAAGCGUUGUAUUAUUGAAGGACAUACUAUUCCCAUUUCGAGAUGCGUUUUUUGGUCCGAUUCCAGCACAGUUCUUGCUUGGAUCCGAGCAGAUCAUCGUCGUUACAAGCAAUUUGUUGCCUUCCGUAUCGGCGAAAUCCUUGAUUCUACAGAAGUGAACGAAUGGCGGUGGGUACCAUCCAAGCUCAACCCGGCGGAUGCUGCGACGAAGUGGGGAAAGGGACCGCAAUUUGACAUGAAAGGCUCGUGGUUUCAAGGACCAGAUUUCCUUAAAGAGGAUGAAGAAAGGUGGCCAAAGUGCCAUAUACUUGCACCGACUACGGAGAAAGAAAUGCGGUCCCUUCAUCUGCAUCAUGGAAUAGCACUACCCAUUAAGGUGAUUGAUGUCGGAAGAUUUUCGAAAUGGAAUCGCAUUCUACGUACAAUGAGCUACGUUUACCGCUAUCUUGGGAAUUUGCAUCUAAAAGUAAAAGGCCAGGCUCCGAUUUCUGGGCAUCUUACUCAAGACGAAAUGAGAAAGGCUGAGAUCUCGUUAAUUAGAAUGGUACAGUGGGAGACCUUUCCCGACGAACUGGUCACACUCACCCAAAAUUCGAAGGUUCCGUUGGAAGAGCGAAAGCCGAUCGAAAAAAGCAGUGCCAUCUACCAGGAAUCACCAAUGAUAGACGAAUUCGGAAUUCUUCGCAUCGAUGGUCGAAUAAAGUCAGCCGAAAGUGCACCAUAUUCUGCUAAAUUUCCCAUCAUUCUCCCCAAACAACAUGAAUUAACAAAAUUAAUCAUCAACCAUUAUCAUCAUAUCUAUCGACACGCCAAUUCAGAAACCGUAUUUAAUGAAUUGCGACAACGAUACUAUGUACCCCAACUACGGGCCGCAGUGAAGAGGGUAGCUAGAGAUUGUCAAUGGUGCAAAAUAUCAAAGACUCGUCCAAAGGUUCCGAUGAUGGCUCCUCUCCCGGGUGCACGACUGGCGUCAUUUGUCCGUCCGUUCAGUUACGUGGGCCUUGAUCUUUUUGGCCCCCUGCUCGUGAAGGUGGGAAGAAGUCAGGCUAAGAGAUGGGUGGCAUUGUUUACAUGUUUGACCAUAAGAGCAGUCCACGUCGAACUAGUUCAUAGUCUAACUACAGAAGCCUGUGUGAUGAGUGUCCGUCGCUUCGUCAGCCGGAGGGGUGCACCCAUAGAGAUUCACUCCGACAACGGCACUAACUUUCAAGGAGCAAGCCGCUUGCUGCAGGAUCAGAUUAGCAAACUCAAUGAAGAGUUAGCAGCCACGUUUACAAAUUUAGCGACGAGAUGGAUGUUUAUACCACCAGGUGCACCUCACAUGGGUGGGCCCUGGGAGCGGAUGGUACGAUCGGUAAAAACAGCGAUUCGAAUUGUCAACUCGAGACCGCUAACGUACCUCCCGUUGGACUCCGAAGAACAGGAAGCUCUCACUCCUAAUCACUUCCUUCUUGGAAGUUCCAGCGGAGCAAAGCAACCAGUAGUGGAACCUAUAAACACAACAGCAGCACUCCGAAGUUCCUGGAAUCAAAUUCAACAACAAGUGGAUACUUUCUGGCAUCGAUGGGUGCGCGAGUAUCUGCCAACACUCACACGACGUACUAAGUGGUUCGGCGAUGUGAAACCGAUCGCAGUGGGGGACUUGGUGUUCGUGGUGGAUGAUGUUAGAAGGAACGGUUGGAUCCGGGGACGUGUGCAACAUGCAGUGACGGGGCAAGAUGGUCGAGUGAGACAGGCUGUGGUACAAACUAGUAAAGGUCUUAUGCGUCGUCCAGUAUCGAAGCUGGCACUGUUGGAGGUGUCUCAAACCAGUAAAACUGAACCCGGAACUGCCGGUACCCAGUGUUACGAGGGGGAGGAUGUUGGAUACUGGGCGCCCUGUCCGAUCACUCAUAAAUGCACCACGAGGGUUUAG